Teleopsis dalmanni is the source of this 2153-nucleotide messenger RNA. Its product is annotated as sphingomyelin phosphodiesterase 1. Gene Ontology annotation, cellular component: lysosome. Gene Ontology annotation, biological process: ceramide biosynthetic process; sphingomyelin catabolic process. The transcript is spliced from 6 exons. The record is from RefSeq and is a predicted model, not a curated record. Bases 30 to 2048 code for a protein of 672 amino acids. Gene Ontology annotation, molecular function: acid sphingomyelin phosphodiesterase activity. Lineage: Eukaryota; Metazoa; Arthropoda; Insecta; Diptera; Diopsidae.
AUUCAUUGAAAUAAAAAACAUUUUUGACGAUGUUGUGGACUGCCGUUCUCGCGUUCUUAGUUGUCACAACCAAUGCAUUUAAUUUGCCUGGCGUUCCAACGGAUUUCUCUGAUUCGGACGAGGUUUUAUCUUCUAUUUCAGAUGACAUUGCGAACAAGUUUGCGGAGGAGUACAUAACAUUUUUAAAAACAAAUGUAGAGACAGCAGCAUUGCGACAAAUUUCUAAGCAACUCUCAACUUCUCAUUCCAAAAAGGAUUUAUUCACACAAAGCACCGCCGAAUUAGGAGCAGCAGAUCAAUUUUUCUUAUGUACAACAUGUAGAGCAUCUUUAAAUGUCCUUACAAAAAUGUUUCUUAGCCCUGAUGGAGAAUUAAAUGGUCCGAAUGCAGAAGAUGACACUAAAAAGGUAUUUCUCGACGUUUGUAAGCGACUUGAUCUACAAACCGAAGAAGUGUGUUCUGGACUUUUUGACUUAAACUACCAUAGUUUGAUUUACAUAUUGCAAAAUACAGUAGCUGAUACCCGGACAAUGUGCGGUACUUUACCUAUAAGGUUUUGUCAAGUAAAACAUGAGAAGUUUGAAUGGAGCUUGAAUGUUGAUUCAACUGGCCCAGUUAUAACCGGACCAAAAGACGAAUUUCCAAAUAAAAGCGAUCAAGACUUAAAAAUUCUUCAUUUAACAGAUAUACAUUUCGAUCCUGAAUAUAAGAGUGGAUCAUUAGCUGAAUGUCCGGAACCUCUUUGUUGUCGAAAUACUCCUGAAAAUAUUGACGUUGAUAAACAGGCUGGAUAUUGGAGUGAUUACCGAGAUUGUGACUCCCCUUUGCAUAUGAUUGAGGAUGCAUUCGAUCACAUUAAAGAGACUCAUGAAGUUAUCACUUAUAUAUAUCACACUGGCGAUAUUGUUCCACAUAAUGUGUGGUCUACAACUAAGGAUGGAAAUCAGGAAAUGAUAACAAAAAUUAGUCAAUUGAUUUAUUCUAAAUUUCCUGAAAUUCCUGUAUACCCUUGUAUCGGAAAUCAUGAGCCACAUCCAACAAACGUUUUUGGCAACGAGUUAUCACCAAAUGAAUUUAGUGUUAAAUGGUUGUAUGAGCAUCUCUAUACUGUUUGGAGUAAAUGGCUUCCUGACGAAACAAAAGAAACGAUACUUAAAGGUGGCUAUUACACUCUUUCUCCAAGCAAAGGCCUUAGAAUAAUCUCCUUAAAUAAUAAUGACUGUUAUUUAUUUAAUUGGUGGAUCUAUUUCGAUGGCAGUUAUGCAACGGAGCAAUUAAACUGGCUACAUGAAACUUUGUUAGCAGCUGAAAAGGCUAACGAAUAUGUACAUAUAUUAGCGCAUAUACCAUCCGGUGACUCUGAUUGUUGGACUGUGUGGUCGAGAGAGUACAAUCGCAUCAUUGAACGUUUUAGUCAUAUUAUCGGAGGAAUUUUUAACGGUCAUACUCAUAAAAAUGAAAUAAAUGUUCAUUAUACUGCUGAUAAUCACGCCAUUGGAUUAUCUUGGAACGGUGGUAGUUUAACAAGUUACUCUUAUAAAAAUCCAAAUUACAAAAUAUAUGACGUCGACCCUAUCAAAUUGCAAGUCGUCGAUGAAGAAACGUGGAUUUUUAAUCUAACUGAAGCAAAUGUGUUUGGCGCUGAAAAAAAACCUGUCUGGUAUAAGGCAUAUCAGUUUUCCAAAGAAUUUACAAAUGAUCUUAGUCCAGCUGGUAUUGAUGCAUUAUUAGAAAAGUUUGCAGAAAAUCCGGAACUACUUCGUAAGUAUUGGCAGCAUAAAAUAACUUUAGGAGAUCCAUCCUUGCAAAAAGGUUGCGAUAAUAAGUGCCUAAUGACAACUAUUUGUCGCCUUGCUACAACUUCUUAUCACAACAAGACUCGCUGUAAGGCUUUACAAUCUAAGCUGGAACAAACUCUCACAUCCGAAACUACUCCAGCACCAACAACGAAACGGCCUACCGGAGAGGAUGAUGGCGCCGCUUCGCUAAUUGCUUUAAGUCUAACGACUAUUUUGGUUGUGUGCCUUUCUGUAAGAUAUAUUGUGUAGUAGUAUUCUCUUGAAUGAGUAGUAGUAUUGAACUAGUGCCAAAAACAAAAAUCAACAAAUAUGUUCAAUACAUGUAAAUUGUAGUAAUGUUUAUAUAUCUAAAAA